CCCGGUGCCUCCUCGGCAGAGGGGACAGCGUGGGGACAGCGAGGCGGUGGCACUGCCAGGCUGGAGUGGCACCACCAGGACACAGCGGUGACACUGCCGGGACACAGCGGUGACACUGCCGGGAUACCACGGUGACACUGCCAGGACACAGCAGUGACACUGCCAGGACACAGCGGUGAUACUGCCAGGACACAGCGGUGACACUGCCGGGACACAGCGGUGACACUGCCAGGAUACAGCGGUGACACUGCCAGGAUACAGCGGUGACACUGCCGGGAUACAGCGGUGACACUGCUGGGAUACCACGGUGACAUUGCCAGGACACAGCAGUGACAUUCCCAGGACACGGUGACAUUGCCAGGACACAGUGACAUUUCCACGCCCCAGCGGUGACAUUCCCAGGACACGGUGACAUUCCCAGGCCCAGCGGUGGCCGGUGGCCAUGGGCUGCGGGUGGCUGUGGCUGCUGCUGGCGCUGCUGGCCGGGCUCUGGGCGCAGCCGGGCCGGGCCGGGCACUGCCAGGACGGGCAGCUGAGGCUGGGCUGGGGCGGCGGCACCAAGUGCUGCCCCAACUGCAGCUGGGAGCUAGGAAACCCCGAGCCCUGCGAGGCAGCGCGAGACCCUGACUGCAAAUGUCCCCGAGGCUACAGCUGCGCCGACGAGGCCUGCCAGUUCUGCCGGGAGCUGCCGCGGUGUGAACUGGGAUGGGAGCCCAGCAGGAGCGGGAACCUGGGAAUGGGAAUGGGCUCGGGAGUGGGAAUGGGACAGGCCCUGCCAGUGCUGCCGGGAGCUGCCGCGUUCUGCCAGGAGCUGCUGCGGUGUGAGCCGGGAUGGGAGCCCAGCAGGAUAGGAACAGUGAAUUUCCAGUUCGGGUGCAAGCCCUGCCGGAACGGGAGCUAUUCCAGCAGCAGGAACAGCUGGUGCCGCAACUGGACUGACUGUGAGAGCAGCGGGUUCAUCAUGCUCUGGGCAGGGAACAGCACCCACAACUCUGUGUGCAGCUUACCCGUCAGAGCCCUGGAGCCAGCUCGGAUUCCCCUGGAAUUCUCCUCCGGCUCUGUCCUGGCUGUCCUGGCGGCCGCGGCCGUGUUCGUGCUGGUCCUGCUCACGGUCCUGCUGCACUUCUGCAUCUGGAGCCUUCGGCGGGACAAAACAUUCCCAGCCGGAGAUCCGGGACACAACUUCCCGCAGGCGUCGCCGCAGCUCCCGCUCCAAGGGGAGGAAUCCCACAGCAUCCAAUUCCCAGAGGAGGAGCAUGGGGACAAAACGGCUGAGGAAAAACUUUCCAUCCUCUCCCUGAAAAUCUACAGCGAGCUCAGCUAACGGAUCCCUCCCAGGAUCACCGGGAAUGCAGGGCUGAGCCGGGCUUCCCAAAAAACCAAAAAAAAAGCGGGAAUGGGAUGGGGUGUGAAGCAUCGCUUCUCUGUAGGAAAAGGAGUGGAUUUAGGGCAAGUUUGGCUUUGUUUUUCCCAAAAAAAUGGGAAUUUAGGGAUAAAAUCCCUCUGAUUCAGGCUGGUGUUGAUUCAGGAGAUCAGUGGGAUUUCCUGGGAUAUCCCGAUUUCCAGGAUUGGGAAUAGCGGCCACGUCUCAUGGUUUUCCCUCAUCUUUCCUGAUUGUUCAUUCCCAACCUCAUUCCAGUCUCUCCCAAUCCCAUUCCCGCUCCCACCCAAAGAUUCCCUUGGGAAGCUCCUGCUGUGCUGCCAGGGAUUUUCCUGUGCAGGUUCUUCCAAGGAAAAUCGGGAAAAGGGGGAGUGAAGCUCAUGCAGGGAAUGGUCAGAGCUCCAGAAAAAUGGAGGGAAUGGGAAAAAAUCCUGGAAAAAGCUCUCAAGUGGGAUUUUGGGAUUUCUGAUCCCUGUGGGACCCUUCCCACUUAGGAUAUUCCAUGAUUUUAUGAUGAAUUCCAGCAGGUUUUGGAAGUUUUUGAGAUGCCGACAUCUGUAUCAAUAAUUAUGGAUCAUUAGGGUUAAUUAGGGAUAAUUCAGGAUGAGUUUCUCAUGUCUUUGGUGGUUAUUCAGUGGCAAUCCAUGGAAAUUCCUGGGAUUUCAGAGGGUUUCAAUAUGUGCACAUGGAUUAAAACUCUCCUGGAUGAUCCUUGGAUUUUGGAUCAACUCCAGAGAGCCCGGCUGGGAAAUCUGGGAAUGUUCCCCUGGAGCAGGAUUGGGAUAAGGGAUGGAGGGACAGGACAAUGGGAACGGCUUCCCACUGGAAAAGGGCGGGGUUGGAUCGGAAAUCCGGGAAAAAUCCCUCCCUGGGAGAUUCCAGAAGUUCCCGGGGAGUUCCAGCAGGUGCUGCUGUUUCCCUGGAUUUGGGGUUGGGAUCACAGCUGGGAAUUCCUGCAGGAACAAAGACCCCAAAAGCUGGGCUGGGAAGUUUCAGAUUCCCUGGGAAAAUCUGGGAAAUUCCAAAGAAAAACUCGGGAAAUUCCAAAGGAAAACUCCUUUUAGUAAAGUUUUUUUUUGCUUUUGGGAUUUGGAUUUUCUUUGGCUUUCACCUCCAGCGUCAUUCCCAAAUUAUCCCGAGGAAACUGAGCCUUCUCCCCUUUGGAAUUUUAUCCCAGUCCUGGAGAGGAUGGAGCCAUCCUGGAAAACCUGGCUAAGGAAAAAAUCCCAUUUUUGGGGCUGGAAUUCAAAUUCCUCCCUCCAGGAGAAGAGGAUCCGGAUAUGGGAAUGGGAACAAGGUCCAAACAAAAGCCCCAAAAUUCCAUCCAAACCCCGGCUUUGUUUUCCCCUUUUCCCAACCCUUUGGAAGCCGAGCGGCAGCAGAGGGAGCUCCUGGAAAAGCGAAUUCCAGAGGGAACAGCCAGAGAGGGGAGGGAAUUCAAGACUGACCAAUAUUUCCUGGAUAAUUCCCUGGAUUUGUGCUGGACUUUUCCCACAUUUCCUGCCCGUCCCGCACCUGCUCCACUCUGCUCUGGAAUCGAGGAAUAAAGGAGAGGGAUUUGGGAA
Pseudopodoces humilis (Tibetan ground-tit) is the source of this 2946-nucleotide messenger RNA. The record is from RefSeq and is a predicted model, not a curated record. NCBI's taxonomy places the organism in Eukaryota, Metazoa, Chordata, Aves, Passeriformes, Paridae.